Messenger RNA from Aedes albopictus (Asian tiger mosquito), 2563 nucleotides. Its product is annotated as mitochondrial import receptor subunit TOM70. Bases 457 to 2193 code for a protein of 578 amino acids. Gene Ontology annotation, cellular component: mitochondrial outer membrane. Gene Ontology annotation, molecular function: transmembrane protein transporter activity; protein binding. Lineage: Eukaryota; Metazoa; Arthropoda; Insecta; Diptera; Culicidae. Gene Ontology annotation, biological process: protein insertion into mitochondrial inner membrane; protein import into mitochondrial matrix. The transcript has 4 exons. The record is from RefSeq and is a predicted model, not a curated record.
UUCAAAAAAACUUUUUUUUUUUCUCUCGCCUCUCGGCACAGAAAGUAGUGAUAGUGGAAGUGCUGGUGGAUGGGUUUUACGGCGGAUCAAUUACAAGGCCAUUCGACCGGAGACUCUUUCUUGCAGCCGAAAAACAACUGUGACCACAAUCGUCUAGGGGUUGAUCAGCACUUUGCCUGAACCGCAGCGGACAGUGUUCUGUUACAUAACCGUUCGCGUAUUCUCCCGGCCAACCGGCCAAUGUUUGUUUUGGCAACGGGAAUCUGCAUGCAGCAAGCUUGUUGAAGAUCCGUCGUCGUCGUCCGUCGCAUGACAAAGUACAAGGCCGCGCAGCAGCACGGAUGAGGAAAAAAUCAAUGUUUUAGAAGCAUUUUCGAUAAAACAUUGUCGUGCGAAAAAAAAAAAAACGAAAAGAGCUGAGAUAAGCCAGUGUGCAAGUGAUAAAAGGAACAGAAGAUGGCCAGCACUGGAAGCACGGGAUCGACCUUUCCCAAGUGGCAGCUGGCGGUUCUGAUUGGAGCACCGGUGGCCCUCGGAAUUGGCUAUCUGUACUGGAAGAAAUCGACCGAAGCGGAAGAGGGUUCGGGCGAUAAGCUGACCAAGAAGAAACUGGGCGAGAUUAAGGAUAAAACCAUAUCGCUGGAUGGGGAUGAACGGUCACGGUCCCAGCAGGAUGCACCGGCCAAAAAGAAGGCACCCACACCGCUGGAAGAAGCGCAAAAGCACAAGAACGAAGGGAAUACGCAUUUUCGGGAUGGUAAAUACGAUCAAGCCAUAAAGGAAUACGACUUGGCCAUUGAGAAGUGUCCAGUAACAGAGACCAACGAUCUGUCUACCUUCUACCAGAACCGAGCAGCCGCCUAUGAACAUCUCCAAAGAUGGACGGCCGUAAUCGAUGAUUGUAGCAAAGCUCUCCAGUGCAAUCCCAAAUACCUGAAAGCUCUCAAACGAAGAGCUAAGGCUUACGAGCAGCAAAAGGAACUGGCGGCGUCCCUGGAGGACACCACGGCUGCCUGUAUUCUCGAAGGGUUCCAAAACAAGCACACGCUAAUUUUGGCCGAUCGUGUCCUAAAGGAACUGGGAAAACAACACGCCCAGGAAGCUCUUAAGGAGAAACAAAACGUUCAACCGUCGAAAUUCUUCGUUAAAAAUUACUUUGCUUCGUUCUCGGACGAUCCCAUUAAGAAGCUGGUCAUUGCCAGCACUGAACCAAAGGGUUUCGUCAAAGCAAAGCUUCUGUUGGAUCAGGGACAAUACGAGGGAAUCGUUGCCGCAUGCACCGAAGAAAUCGAAUCCAGCGAAGCCGAAUCGGAAUACAAAGUCGAAGCUCUGCUCUUGAGAGCCACGUUUUAUAUGCUAACUGCAAACUAUCCGGAAGGAACCGCUGACCUGGAAGCGGUCAUCGCAUCGGAAUUGGCCGACAAGAAAAUUCGCUCAAAUGCCCUGAUAAAACGAGCAUCUCUUGCCAUGCAAACGCAACCCAACACACCAGAGGAAUGCUUCCGAUACUUCAGCAUGGCCGAGGAUCUGGAUCCGAAGAACAGCGACAUCUACCACCACCGUGGACAGGUUUACAUUCUGAUAGAACGUCUCGAAGACGCCAUCGCUGAUUUUGAAAAGGCAUGUUCUCUUAAUCCCAGCUCUGGAAUCAUUGAGAUCCACCGGUGCUACGCCAGCUAUAGGUUAGCUCUUACCAACAAAGACGAAUACGCCCUCCGUAAGGUGAUGGACGGUUUCCGAAACGCCAUCGAACGGUUCCCGGAUUGCGUCGAAUGCUACAGCCUGAUGGCCCAGGUGCUAUCCGAUCAGCAAGAGUUCUCGGAGGCCGACAACUUCUACAACAAAGCCAUCAAAAUCGAACCGGAAAAUGCCCAGAUUUUCGUCCACAAGGCACUUCUGCAGCUCCAGUGGAAGGCGGACAUCGUGGCCGCCGUGGAACUGAUCGAAAAGGCCAUCCAGGUGGACGACAAAUGCGAGUUUGCGUACGAAACCCUCGGAACCAUCCAGGUCCAACGGGGAGAGCUGCAGGAAGCGAUCAAGCUCUUCGACAGUGCCAUCAAGCUGGCCAAGACGGAGAUGGAGCUGAUCCAUUUGUACUCGCUCAAGGAUGCGGCCAUCGCGCAGGUUAACGUGACGAAAAAUAUGGGACUGGACAUUAGGAACUUUGUCGGCAUGGGGCAGCCGUCGUUCUAAAAACAUCACACCCCUCUAACGCAAUGCUUUUAUCUACCUUCACCAACCGAGUUGACUAAGCAGCUUGAUUCCGCAUAGCGCCAAAAUUGUAAGUUAAUUUUGUUCAUCUUCUGGAAGAUUGUUUGCCAGGAGAGCGCGUAAUAGAUUGUAACAAUACAUUGUGCUAAAUUUCCUUAUUUGUAGUUAGUAUCUGUCUUUAUUUUGCUAGAAAAUAAAUACUUGUUUCGAAGCAGCGACCUAAACAAAUCCAACAAUGGCAAGAACAGUAAAUGCAGAUUAUUUGAAAUUGUGGUAAUUUUAAAUCUUAAGCCGUACAUACAAACGAUUGUAUGAUAGAUGCAAUUGAAUACAAUAAGAAGUUAUGUUUAAA